Molecule: messenger RNA, 1434 nt
Organism: Chrysochloris asiatica (Cape golden mole)
Lineage: Eukaryota; Metazoa; Chordata; Mammalia; Afrosoricida; Chrysochloridae
Gene: PEX7
Product: peroxisomal biogenesis factor 7
Exons: 10
Coding region: 40-1011 (323 amino acids)
Biological process (GO): protein import into peroxisome matrix
Cellular component (GO): cytosol; peroxisomal matrix
Molecular function (GO): protein binding
Source: RefSeq, a predicted model, not a curated record
CGCGGCUCGGAACGAAGAGGCUCGGAGCCGCUGAGCGGCAUGAGCACUGCGCACGGCGGAGUGGCCCGGACGUUCCGGGUGCCCGGCCGUCACGGCUAUGCGGCCGAGUUCUCCCCGUACCUUCCAGGCCGCCUGGCCUGCGCCACCGCCCAGCACUACGGCAUUGCGGGCUGUGGAACCCUAUUAGUAGUGGAUCAAAAUGAAUCUGGGCUUAGGCUUUUCAGAAGCUUUGAUUGGAAUGAUGGUUUGUUUGAUGUGACCUGGAGUGAAAACAAUGAACAUGUCCUCAUCACCUGCAGUGGUGAUGGCUCCCUUCAGCUCUGGGACACUGCCAAACCCACAGGGCCUCUGCAAGUCUACAAAGAGCACACCCAGGAGGUUUAUAGUGUUGAUUGGAGCCAAACCAGAGGUGAACAGCUUGUGGUGUCUGGCUCAUGGGAUCAAACUGUCAAACUGUGGGAUCCAACUGUUGGAAAGUCACUGUGCACUUUUACAGGCCAUGAAAGUGUCAUUUACAGCACAAUCUGGUCUCCCCACAUCCCUGGUUGCUUUGCUUCUGCCUCAGGUGAUCAGACUCUGAGAAUAUGGGAUAUGAAAGCAGCCGGAGUCAGAAUUGUGAUUCCAGCCCAUCAGACAGAGAUUUUGAGUUGUGACUGGUGUAAGUACAGUGAGAAUUUGCUGGUGACGGGGGCAGUUGACUGUAGUUUGAGAGGCUGGGACUUGAGAAAUGUGCGACAGCCAGUGUUUGAACUUCUUGGUCAUACCUAUGCUGUCAGAAGGGUGAAAUUUUCCCCUUUUCAUGCUUCUGUGCUGGCCUCCUGCUCCUAUGAUUUUACUGUAAGAUUCUGGAACUUUUCAAAGCCUGAUCUUCUUCUUGAAACAGUAGAACACCAUACAGAAUUUACUUGUGGUUUAGAUUUAAGUCUUCAUAGCCCUACUCAGGUGGCUGACUGUGCCUGGGAUGAAACAAUAAAGAUAUAUGACCCUGCCUGUCUCACUUUACCUCCUUGAGAUGCACUGCUCUGGUCAGAAACAAAGGACCAGAACUGAAGAACUACUUAGCAGGAAAUAAAUGACCUAUUGUUAACAUAUACAUAACAAUUUUAUAUACUAUUCAGAUUCUGAUUUUUUAAAAAUCUGUCUUGGAAUCAGUUUUGAAGCAGCUGACAGAGACAAUUUUGUUAACUAUUUAAGCCUAAUACAUAAGCCAUAUUUCUUGUAAUCUUAAGGAAUAAUUAAUGUUAUGGUAUAUCUUGUAACAGAAAUUAAAAUAUAACCUCUGUAUUGUAAAGAAGAUUAAAAUAUGGGGGGUUUGUAGAUUAUAUUGAUGGUGAUAGAUUUCAUUUUCAAUGUAUAUCAUUUUCAUGUAAAAUAUAAUCACUACUAUAGAUAAAAAUCUAAAUAAAUUGUAUCUCUUGAUCAUUUAUCAUUUUA